AUGAUUGCGUCGAAAGCUUUGCGACACAGUAGCUUCAUCGCGCUCGUCGCAUGCCUCUUGCAACUCUCCUCUGCCAAGGAUUUGUAUCUCGAUUGCAGCUCUUCCAACAGCGAUGGCGAUGGCAGCAAAUCAAACCCAUUCAGCUCUAUUAACGAGGCCAAUAAAGCUGUCUUAAGCGCAGGAGACAGCCUGAGCAUCAAAUCCGACACUACAUGCUCCGGGACGCUUUCACCACAGGGCAGCGGUACACAAGAAAAGCCGAUCAUCCUUACUAGCUAUGGCGACGGCCCCUUACCCAUCAUCAAUGGCUCUGGGGCAGCAGAAGCAGUGAGCCUUACGAAUCAGGAUUACUGGGAUGUGUCCAACAUAGCGGUGAUCAACCCGGCGGCUGAGAUCGCCUGGCGCCGCGGAAUUCUCGCAACAUCUUCCGAUGGGACCGUGCACCGGGGCCUCUACAUUCACGACGUCACGGUUUACAAUGUAGCCGGUGAGACCAACAAGGCCAAGCAAUCCGAUGCCUUCAUCGCCUCCGGCGGAAUUCUGGUCAACGGAACCGAGCAUAACAGCCGCUACGACGAUGUCCAAAUAUUCAACAAUACAGUGUACGACUGUGGUGGCGGUGGUAUCAAAGUCCGCGUUGGUCAGAUGAACAAUCGCGGCGAAGGGGUACACGUCUUCUCCAAUAACAUCUCCUAUGUCGGCGGCGAUGGAAUCGUGGUAUCCUACGGCGUCUCACCCCUCAUCGAAAGUAAUCUUUGCGGAUUCCUUGGACAUGGAAAGUAUCCGUGGACCGGCGGCAAUUUCGCCGGAAUCUGGGUUCUGGGCUGUCGUGAUGCGGUCAUGCGAUUUAAUGCGGUCCAUGACUCUCUCAUGUCGGAUAUAGACAGUGAGGCCUUUGACUGUGAUUGGGGUAAUGAAGGUACCUGUACUGUCGAGUAUAAUUACAGCCAUGACAAUGCCGGUGGUAUAUUCCUGAAUUGUGAUGGCUGUGGUACGCCUGGUGGAGCGAGGCAAAUCGUUCGCUACAAUAUUUUUCAAAAUGACUGUCGCAUGUAUAGCAACGGAGACAACGUGGAGAUGGACUUUUACAAUAACGUUGUUUAUUGUCCAGAUAAGAAGUUCGAGAUUGCUGUUCCGCCGCAAACGAACCUGUCCAACAAUAUCUGGGUUGGGACGAAGGAUUCAACCUUGCCGACUGGGGACUCAAUUGAGUGGCAUGGAAACCUUUUCCAGACAGUGCCACAGCCAGGUGAUACAGCUGGGACCGCUGGAGAUGCACGAUUCAUGGAUCCAGGUACCGGGAAAGACACAAUUGACUCAGUAGAUGGGUAUAAAUUGCGCUCGGGUAGCCCUGCUUUGCUGAAAGGGGUUGUUGUGUCUGAGAAUGGAGGGAGAGACUUUUGGAAUAACGUAGUGUCUUCCGACCAACGACCCAAUAUUGGAUCAUACAAUGGUAAAGGUCUGUGA
Molecule: messenger RNA, 1467 nt
Organism: Aspergillus pseudotamarii
Lineage: Eukaryota; Fungi; Ascomycota; Eurotiomycetes; Eurotiales; Aspergillaceae
Product: right-handed parallel beta-helix repeat-containing protein
Exons: 1
Coding region: 1-1467 (488 amino acids)
Source: RefSeq, a predicted model, not a curated record